AUGUCUUUCGUGGCAUUGAGAUAUGUUAACAAUGCUAUUAGAGGCGGUUACAAUUUACAGAAGAUCAUUGUUAGAUUUUACGAGAUACCGAAGCACUUGCAAGAAAUCGGCAGUGCUCCAAACCCGAGCUUCUACAGGAUGGUGGAGUAUUUCUACCAUAGGGCGGUCAGCAUCGUCGAGCCAUCGCUGAUGGAGUAUUUAAAGAAGCAUACACAUCUAUCCGACAAGAAGAGAAAACAACGGGUUGCGGGGAUUUUGAAGGUGAUGGGGUCGUGCAAUAGCUCGCUGCAAUUCGAGUUUCCACUUCAGCGGAAGAACGGAGACUACGAAAUCGUCCAGGGGUAUCGCUCGCAGCACAGCGUCCACCGGCUGCCAUGCAAAGGAGGAAUUCGAUAUUCGGACCAAGUGGAACUGGAAGAAGUUAAGGCGCUAGCCGCACUUAUGACCUAUAAAUGUGCCUGCUCUAACAUACCUUUCGGGGGAGCCAAAGGAGGUGUGGCAAUCAACCCGAAAAAGUACACGGUCGCCGAACUGCAAAGAAUAACGCGGCGCUACACGCUGGAGUUAGCUAAGAAGAAUUAUAUUGGGGCCGGAAUAGACGUGCCAGCGCCGGAUGUCAACACUUCCGGCAGGGAGAUGUCAUGGAUCGUUGACACAUAUAUCAAAACGCUAGGCUACAACGACCUGAACGCGGCGGCGUGCGUGACCGGCAAGCCGAUCAACGGCGGCGGCAUCCACGGCCGCGUGGAGGCCACCGGCCGCGGCGUCUUCAUCACCAUCGAGCACUUCAUGCACGACGCCGACUGGAUGAAGCUCAUCGGCCUCGAGCCCGGCUUCAAGAACAAGACGGCGAUCAUCCAGGGCUACGGCAACGUGGGCAGCUACGCGGCCGUGUACCUGCAGAACAGCGGCGUGCGCGUCUUCGGCGUGCUCGAGGUGGACUGCAACCUGCGCAACGACGACGGCAUCGACACGCAGAAGUUGCUAGAAUACAAAAGCAAGAACAAGGGCAGCGCCAAGGGCUUCCCCGGGGCCAAGGAGACGGGCCCCGAGCUGAUGUUCGAGAAGUGCGACAUUCUGGUGCUGGCCGCCAUGGAGAAGGCCGUCACGGCCGAAAACGCUGGGAAACUACAGUGCAGAGUGGUGGCGGAGGGCGCCAACGGGCCCACCACCCCAGCGGCGGACGUGCUGCUGCGCAAGCAGGGCAUCCUGGUGCUGCCCGACCUGCUGGCCAACGCGGGCGGCGUGACCGUCUCCUACUUCGAGUUCCUCAAGAACCUCAACCACGUCAGCUUCGGAAAGCUCAGCAUCAAGUUCUGGCGGGACUCGAACACCGCCCUGCUCGACUCGGUGGAGAAGUCGCUGCGGGACAACAAGAUCGAUGCGAAGAUCCUGCCCACGCCUGUGUUCCAGUCGAUGAUGUCGGGCGCCAACGAGGAGCAGAUCGUCACCUCGGGCCUCGAGUACUCCAUGCUCAACGCGUGCAAGAACGUGUCGCGGGCGGCCAGCAAGCACAACCUGAAGCUGGACAUGCGCACGGCCGCCUACAUCACCUCCAUCGAGAAGAUCUUCGUCACCUACGACGAGCAGGGCCUGGCGCUC
Molecule: messenger RNA, 1602 nt
Organism: Iphiclides podalirius (scarce swallowtail)
Lineage: Eukaryota; Metazoa; Arthropoda; Insecta; Lepidoptera; Papilionidae
Source: the annotation of a GenBank genome assembly